GCUGGCUUAGGUAAUCCAUGGACUCCCUGAAAUUGGGGACACCAUUGGAAAUAUGUGUGAGCUCAGGGGCAGUUUCCUAUGAUUUUUAGGCCUCAAAAUGUCUCUUGGACUCAAAAUUGCCUUAGGGCAGAGGACGUGUGUACCCCCAGUAUAGAAUCUCGGACAGUGAAUGUGAGUAAACAUUCGGCAGAAAAGCUCUGCCAAACUGAGUGCUCUGAUGUGACUUUUUCAUCAAGUCAGUAUUCCUGGGAUCUCUUGUACAUGAUAAUCUCACUCUUGUACAUGAUAAUCUCACUCUUGUACAUGAUAAUCUCACUCUUAUAAGGUUUCAUCAUUUCUGCUUACCCUAGUUUUCUUUCCCACUCUGUUCCCUCUCCCACCAGACUGGACUCUGAAAUGGGCAUGUACAGAGACGAAGAGACCCCAACAUGCUUCAGGCUUUGAGUGGAGAGGACACAGCCUCUGCUGGGACAGGGAACAGAGGGAUGUGGAGUCCCUGAAGAUGCUUUUGGACAAUGGUCUGAGGUUGGGACAGUGGCAGGAGAUACCAUUCACCCAGGAUCUCCAGGACAAGAGAUCAGACUGGCAGUUACAAGUGUUUUUUUUCAAACUGGUUGCCAGGUUGGCAUGAGCCAUGACAUCAGAGAUUCCGACCUUCCUGAUUGGAGGGACCGGACUCCGUGGUGCCUGGAGAUCAGUUGGACAACAGUAUCUUCUCAGAGCUGUUCUCCACUCCUGACUUCUCCUAGGCUUGAGAAUUGAUAACAUAGUCUUCUGGAUCCUAGCAGUGUCCAGAAGAAGGCCAUGGACAGAACGGAGACUAGGUUCCGUAAGAGGGGACAGAUUACGGGAAAGAUCAUGACCAGCCGUCAACCGCACCCCCAGAAUGAGCAGAGUCCCCAGCGGAGCACCUCGGGAUACCCCCUCCAGGAGGUGGUGGAUGAUGAAGUGUUGGGACCAUCAGCCCCUGGGGUAGAUCCCAGCCCCCCAUGUAGGUCCCUUGGCUGGAAAAGGAAGAGGGAGUGGUCAGAUGAAUCUGCGGAGGAGCCGGAGAAGGAGCUCGCCCCUGAGCCUGAGGAGACCUGGGUAGUGGAGAUGCCGUGUGGGCUCACGAUGAAGCUGAAGCAACAGCGAGUGUCACCCAUCCUCCCUGAGCACCACAAGGACUUCAACAGUCAGCUUGCCCCUGGGGUAGAUCCCAGCCCCCCGCAUAGGUCCUUUUGCUGGAAAAGGAAGAUGGAGUGGUGGGACGAAUCUGAGGAGUCGGAGGAGGAGCUACGGAAGGUGCUCGCCCCUGAGCCUGAGGAGAUCUGGGUGGCGGAGAUGCUGUGUGGCCUCAAGAUGAAGCUGAAGCGACGGCGAGUGUCGCUCGUGCUCCCUGAGCACCACGAGGCCUUCAACAGGCUGCUUGAGGAUCCUGUCAUUAAAAGAUUCCUGGCCUGGGACAAAGAUCUGAGGGUGUCGGACAAGUAUCUCCUGGCUAUGGUCAUAGCGUAUUUCAGCCGGGCCGGCUUCCCCUCCUGGCUAUACCAACGCAUUCAUUUCUUCCUGGCUCUCUACCUGGCCAAUGACAUGGAGGAGGACGACGAGGACUCCAAACAAAACAUCUUCCACUUCCUGUAUGGGAAGACCCGCUCUCGCAUACCCUUGCUCCGUAAGCGUUGGUUCCAGUUAGGCCGUUCCAUGAACCCGAGGGCCAGGAAGAACCGCUCUCACAUACCCUUGGUCCGUAAGCGUUGGUUCCAGUUACGCCGUUGCAUGAACACGAGGGCCAGGAAGAACCGUUCUCAGAUAGUCCUGUUCCAGAAACGUCGGUUCCACUUCUUCUGUUCCAUGAGCGGCAGGGCUUGGGUUUCCCCGGAGGAGUUGGAGGAGAUCCAGGCUUAUGACCCAGAGCACUGGGUGUGGGCGCGAGAUCGCGCUCGCCUUGCCUAGAGCUCCAGGGACCGUGGAGGCCUGAGGUCAUCGGCCUGAGAGAAGAACACCAGACCCAGGGGAGAUGUGGAUUUUCAGCAGGAACUUUAUUCCAAUGCUAAUGGCAGACACCAGGAAGGAGGAGAG
Molecule: messenger RNA, 2061 nt
Organism: Pan troglodytes (chimpanzee)
Lineage: Eukaryota; Metazoa; Chordata; Mammalia; Primates; Hominidae
Product: speedy protein E5-like
Exons: 8
Coding region: 805-1935 (376 amino acids)
Biological process (GO): positive regulation of cyclin-dependent protein serine/threonine kinase activity
Molecular function (GO): protein kinase binding
Source: RefSeq, a predicted model, not a curated record